Messenger RNA from Caretta caretta (loggerhead turtle), 1187 nucleotides. Lineage: Eukaryota; Metazoa; Chordata; Testudines; Cheloniidae. The record is from RefSeq and is a predicted model, not a curated record.
AUGAUGCGGGCUGCGCUGGGCCAACCCCCCAAGUACCAUGAGCUGAGAGCCUGGCCCCCGCAGCAGAGAACGCAGCUGCAGGCAGAAGAGAAACGGGAGCCGCUGAAAAGCAAGAACAAGGGCAUUGGCGGGGACAAGGGGGCCACAAAGAAGAAGCCGCAGGGAAGCCGGGUCCGAGAGGCGGCACCAGAGAAAGCAGCAGCUGUUUGCCCCAGGGUCCCCGCGAACCCCGUCCUGCAGGGAGGGGGCCCUGACGGGGGGCUGCCCGGGGGGGGCCAGCCCCUGCUCUGCGUGCCCGGGGCGCUGGCCGAGGAGCUGAUGCAGGCGCUGGUGAGCCUGGGCAUGGCCCUGGAGCGGGAAUACGCCUUGGACAUCUUCACCAGCAUGAUGAGGAAACAAUCCAGCUACAUCUUCCGGAGCUGGGAGGUGCCGCGCACCGUGACGGCCGAGAUGCGGGCGCUCAUCGUCGACUGGCUCGUGCAGGUGCACGAGUACCUGGGCCUGGCGGACGACACGCUCUACCUGGCCGUCUACCUGAUGAACGCCUACAUGAAGGUGGCGCGAGUGAGGGUCCCGGCCCUGCAGCUGCUGGGUGUCACCUGUCUCUUCGUGGCCUGCAAAGUGGAGGAGUGCACCUUCCCCGAGCCGGCCGAGCUCUGCUUCAUGACCGAGGACUCGUUCAGCCGCCGGGAGCUGCUGCGCAUGGAGCGCAAGGUCCUGUCCCGCCUCAACUUCCAGCUGCAUUUCACCAGCCCCCUGCACCUGCUGCGGCUGCUGGCGGCCCUGGGCCACUGUGGCCCGAAGGUCCAUCACCUGGCCAUGUACUUCAUGGAGCUGUGUCUGAUGGAGGCAGACUGUGUGGCGUUUGAGCCGGCCCAGCUGGCUGCGGCUGCCCUGGGCCUGGCACAGCGGGUGCUGCAGGAGGCGGGCGCCGGGGGCUUGGGCACCAGGCCGGAGGGCUCCACGCAGCUCUGCCUCUACAGCGAAGAGGCGCUCGGUGCUGUACAUUGCUCCAUGGCCAGGGCCGCGCUCCGGGCCGGCGGCUCCACCCUCCAGGCCGUGUUCCUGAAAUACUCGCGCCCCCAGAAGCUGGGGGCCAGCACCAGCCCGGCCAUCGCCACCUCCGACUACCUCGCCCGCUGCCGGAGCCAGGCACCCUGAGCCCGGCGGGGAUGGGCCUGGGCAUC